AUGUCCCGCUGGUGGCACAGGGGCAGGAUUUUUGAAGUGGCGCCUAUUGAGGCUCAUGUGGCUGGUGAGAGGCACACUGAUCCCGCGGGUGACAACCCCGAGGAGUGUCCAGUGUGCCUGACAGGCUUUGAUGACUUAGUACAGCGGCCACGCACUCUGCCCUGUGGCCACACAGUCUGCACACUGUGCACAGAUAAGCUGAAGGAGCAGGGCCGUGUUACCUGUCCGGAGUGCCGCGUCACCCAUGCCGUGCCCGAGGGCGGGCAGUUCCCUGCUGAGAGACGGCAAGGCGGCGGAGGCCUGCCGCCACCCAGUGCCGGGAAAGGGAAAGGGGCAGCAGGAUCAGCUGGCAAGAAGGGAGCAGCGGGUCUCUCCAAGAAAAUGCGUUCCUUUCUGCAGGAACAGGAGGCCACAGUUGUGGCCGCCAUCACCGCCUGCCAGGAGGCUCAGUCCCAGCUGGACCAGUAUGAGGCCACCCUGACAGGCUGGGUCGAGCGGCAGCAGCAGCUGGAGGACAGCCUCCAGGGACUGAUGGACCAGAGCAGGAGUUCCAGGGAGCUCCUGCAGCAGGAAAGGUUCCGUGUGGCACCGAAGAGGAAGGAGGCAAAGAAGAAGGAGCAGGAGCUGCAGACUGUGCGGGAGAAGUUGCGCACUCGUGCAACAGAGCAAGAGGCACUCAAAGUUUUAACAGUGUUCCACCUCACCGGUGAGGUGGAGCAGGUGUUGGAGGAGUGCCAGCAGUGUUUCCCUGACGCCGGCAUCCUCACCACCGCCAGGAAGGUGAGAGAGGCAUCUAGUGCAGCCCUGGAGGCCGCCAAGGCUGUCCAGGCGGCUCUGGAAACUGUUUCUACAGAAGAACCCAGGCCCCAGUCAGUCCCAGAAGAACCCAGGCCCCAGUCAGACCCAGAAGAACCCAGGCCCCAGUCAGACCCAGACCUCACCAUCAUGGAAAAAGUGCAGUUCAUCUUAAAGCCAAGCUUGAAGGCCGAGGACUUCCGCAGUCUGACAGAGCGCACCAGGAGCCUGCUGCAGGCUGGCCGGGUGUUUGCUGUGCACCAGGUGGAAGGUCAGCGCCGACACGCAAGAAUAAGCCUCGAAGCCGGCCGGCCGUGCCUCCAUGCCCUGGCGGACCAUCCCCCGCCACUGGGCGCGUCAACCCUGCAGGUCAGCCAGGUCGUGCCGCCCUCCCCCCCCUGCACGGUGUUCCUGGACCUGUCCUGGCCGGGCCGUGCGCCGCGCCGGGUCCACAUCCGUCUGAGCCCCGACACCCAGCGGGGCCGCCAGUUCCUGAUGCUGUGCACGGGGCAGCGCGGCCCCUCCUACCGCGGCACCAGGCUGUACGGGGUGGGGUGGAAGGGGGAGCCGGGAGAGUGUGUGUGUGGCGGGGACUACGAGAGUAAUGAUGGUAAGGGGGAAUGUGUGCUGCUGCCUGGCCUUGAGGAGGGUGGGGAGAGGAGGCCAUGGCGGGCAGGGGAUGUGUGGGGGGAGGGGAGGCAGGGUGUGUUUGGCAUCACCACCAGGGACAGUCAGGGUGUGUUGCCUUGGUGUGUCUUCGGUGAGGUGGUGGAGGGACUGCACGUGGUGGCCGAGGCAGCCCAACACAGCGACAUUACGGAGGUGACUGUGGUGGACUGUGGCGUGGUGCUGUAAGGGUAUACUGGCCUGCACCACCACCACCACCACCACAUUAAGGAGGUGACUGUGGUGGACUUUGUGGUGUUGAGGGUACUGGCCUGCACCACCACCACCACCACCACCAUCACCACAACAUUAUAGAGGAAAUUGUGGUGGACUUUGUGGUGUUGAGGGUACUGGCCUGCACCACCACCACCACCACCACCACAACAUUAUAGAGGAAAUUGUGGUGGACUUUGUGGUGUUGAGGGUACUGGCCUGCACCACCACCACCACCACCACCACAACAUUAUAGAGGAAAUUGUGGUGGACUUUGUGGUGUUGAGGGUACUGGCCUGCACCACCACCACCACCACCACAACAUUAUAGAGGAAAUUGUGGUGGACUUUGUGGUGUUGAGGGUACUGGC
Molecule: messenger RNA, 2044 nt
Organism: Eriocheir sinensis (Chinese mitten crab)
Lineage: Eukaryota; Metazoa; Arthropoda; Malacostraca; Decapoda; Varunidae
Exons: 6
Coding region: 1-1650 (549 amino acids)
Biological process (GO): protein ubiquitination
Molecular function (GO): ubiquitin protein ligase activity
Source: RefSeq, a predicted model, not a curated record